Messenger RNA from Ceratosolen solmsi marchali, 797 nucleotides. Its product is annotated as chymotrypsin-2-like. Gene Ontology annotation, biological process: proteolysis. Lineage: Eukaryota; Metazoa; Arthropoda; Insecta; Hymenoptera; Agaonidae. Gene Ontology annotation, molecular function: serine-type endopeptidase activity. The transcript has 4 exons. The record is from RefSeq and is a predicted model, not a curated record. The coding region runs from base 1 to 768 and encodes 255 amino acids.
AUGAUGUACUUUCAUAAUAUAAUUUAUUUGUGUUUGCUUUUAUGCACUGGAGGUUUAUGCAAAAAGGAGAGAAUUGUCGGAGGAUUAGAAACUUCAAUAACUUCUUAUCCGCACGUUGUAUCCAUUCGUAACUAUACUACUAAUAGUUUUAUUUGCGCAGGUUCUAUUAUUAGUCAAUGGAAUAUUCUCACUGCAGCUCACUGUUUAUUUUUAUUGCAAAAUUAUAAUGAUGUAAGGAUAUAUUCAGGUACAUCUAGUUCAAGCAGUAUUAAUGCAAUACAUCAUGGAGUUGAUUACGUAGUCUUUCAUCCUGAUUUCGCAUUCAACCCUGAACAGAAUUUAUUCCUACAUAAUAUUGCAAUUAUUAAGGUCAGAUCACGUAUAUUUUUGUCCGUAACCCAAGCGAUAAUUGCUCUGCCAACCGCAGUACCUUUCAGCGAAACGGUCAGUUAUAUCGUUGGGUGGGGAGAGGUGGAUACUGCAGAUAGUGCAAUUAUUAAACCAAUCUUGACUAUGAGUACCGCAAUUUUCAUAAAUAGCCAAGAUUGUGGAACCUACUAUCAGAUUUUAGUUUAUGAUUCUCAAAUUUGUACAGUAAGCCUGCCUGGAGUAGGUGUUUACGCUGGUGACGCAGGUGGCUCAGUUACUCGACGUGGAGAACUUCAGGGUAUUAUUUCAUAUACCUUCAAUCGUCUUCCAAGAAUGCCAACUAUACAUACCAAAGUGUUUUAUUAUUUGAAUUUUAUAAGACACCACAUGAUCGUAUAAUUUGAACAGAAUUGUUUUUAUAUUUAUUA